Molecule: messenger RNA, 971 nt
Organism: Bursaphelenchus xylophilus (pine wood nematode)
Lineage: Eukaryota; Metazoa; Nematoda; Chromadorea; Rhabditida; Aphelenchoididae
Source: the annotation of a GenBank genome assembly
AUGAAUACGGGUUCAUUGAUUGGUCUGGCCCUACUACUUUUGGCGGGUACUGUGUACAGCGCCUGCACCGACCAAGGGACGAAUUGUGCGCAGUUUUCGGGGAUGUGCUAUAAUCAAGUGUAUGCGUCGAUUUUGCAGCAGUAUUGCAAGAACACUUGCGACAAUUGCCCCGGGACUUGCAAGGACAAUUCUCCAAGGUAUGGAAAUUGAUUAUAUUUUCAUUUUGAGAGAUCUUGCAAAAUUUAAAUGGGAAAAAAUGCGAUUUAUUCACAUUGUAUGCUUUGCAAUGUGAUUAAAUUAACAAGGGAAGUUCUCUAAAUGCAACUCUCAGAUUUUCUUCAAGUUUUGCCCACAUCUCAAGCAUUUGCCAUAUAUCAAGCCCUGCAAGUUUCAGCUCGCGCUUUCUAGGCGCUGUGGAGAUAUGGAAAGAUCUUUGUGGCCAAGCGAGUAAGCAAAACAUGGAGAUCGGUCAGAGAGAAAAACACUUUUGCCCAUAUCUUUGCCAGUUUCGCAUGGAAAAAAUUAAUUUUUUGUAGAGACAUUAUUCUCAGCAGUAGAAAUAAGUAUGAAAAACUUUCAUGCCAAAUUUGCAAAAAAAAUUUCACAUUUUUGUCAAUUUUCGACUUAAAAAUUUCGGUCUUUCUGCAGUUUCACUAGCUAGGAGUCUCGUAUAUCUUGGAAAAAAUGCAUUUCUUAAAUUAAUGCCAAGUUUCGUCAAGAUCUGAGCAUUGCACUGUGGGUACCUCCUGUGUGAGAUAUCGUAUAAUAAUUUGAAGAAGUUCUUGGCGAGAUGCACUUCUAUCACAACUUUUUUUUCAAUAUAUUCAAUUUCCAGAUGCCCUUCAUGGAAGCGGAAUGGCUUCUGCCAGAGCUCGUAUUACACACAAGCCCAUAAGGCGCAGUAUUGUUCGAAGAGUUGUGGAAUUUGCCAGAGCAACGGUGGUGGCGACGGUGGCAGUGGAAACGGUUAA